UAGCCUAAGGCUAGGUGCGAUUGUCAGCGCCCUCUUGAAAGCCGCACCUUAUAUCGAUUACUACUACUUCUACCCAACGUUUCAAGUUUACUUUUGGGCUAUGUUGGUCAUGGCCACUUAGCAUACGUAGCCAAGAAUUAGCAAUACCUGACUAUAGUCCAGGGAAUAGGAAAAUGUGUAAAGUAAUAAGAAAAUAGCACAUUGUUUUGCUUCUGUGCAAUGUUCACUGUUUAUUUUAUUUUUUUACUUAUCGAAAUAAACUUUAAUCAGAGGGUCUGUGCAUCAAUGUGUUGUUUAUCUGCCUUAUGAAUUUCAUGUUACAAUUAUUGUCCUGCGUGUAGUAAAGAGUGCGUGAACCUCAUACUUAUGAAAAAUUGUAUAUAAGUGUAGUUAUGUUUCAGCUUAUGCCUUUCAAUCAGAUGGUCUGUCCCCGACAGUGUGGUUUAUCUACCAUGUUAUUAAUAUUGUCCUGCAUGUAGUAAUGAAUGCGUGAACCUCAUACUCAUGUUUAUGUUUCAAUGAAUGUUCAUUUAAACUUACCGACAGCUGAAGACGAUAAUAGUGAGUUUGAAUUUACCAUUAUUUUGUGGAGAUCAUAAUUCAUCGGAAUCAUGAGCUUAUCAACUCCUCUUAAAAAGCAAUUUCCUCUUAAAUUACUGGGCAUUGACAAUGUUAUAUGUUCCAAUGAAGAGGUACUGGAAUUUUUAGAACUUUAUGUGCCACCAUCAUCUAUAAGUUAUUUACACUUUGAUUCAUAUCAAAAGUUCUAUGUAGUUUUCUUGAAUGACAUAGACUCUGUUUGUACUUUGGUUGGUAAAAGACUUUCUUACAGUCAGUGCAAAAUUGACAUUUUACCUCUCUUAGACUAUUAUGUUGUCAGAAAUGUAUAUCCUGAUUUAACGAAUGAAGAUCUUAUAGACAUAUUUCGACCCUUUGGAAAUGUUUAUGACGUAAAAGCGCAUCAUGUACUGCCUAACUCUUCCAAGUUCUCUCAUGUUUUGAGUGGGAAUCGUGAAAUAAGUUUUAUGUUGCCAGGUCACGAGAUAGGGGUGUCUGUUCCAGGAAGUGUAGUUUACAUGCCUCAUACAUUUCACAUUAUUAAAUAUUGCCCUGCUUGUAGUACUGAAGGUCAUGCCAUGCUUCAUUGUCCUGACAUUGAGGAUAAUUGUUUACCACAAGAAACUUCAGUUGAAUUGGAAAGUGACAUAGAAUUGGAGGACUUUAAUGUAAAAGGCAUGUUAUCUGAUGAUGAUAAAUUUCUACUUGCAAAUGAAAAGAGUGAACAAUCAAAUGUCGGAGGACAUAGUUUAGAGAAAGUUGAUGGUACAGAAACAAUAAUUUGUGAAACUCAUGAAAAUUCUCAGCAAACCACAGAGGUAUAUAAAGAGAAAAGGAAGUAUAGAAAAAAAUACUGGAUUGAUGCAAGCUGGACUAUUAGCACGAAAACUAGAAAGAGUUCAAAAACCGUGGUCUACUUUGUUAAAAGAAAAUAUAAAAAGCGAAAAGGUCACGAGAAACAUAACAGACUGCAUCCAAAUUCUGAACGAAAUAAGAAGAAGAAAUCAAGAGGGAAGAGAAAAUGGAAAAGAGCACCUUUCAAAAGAGGAAGACAGAGAAAAGACCCUGAAGCUCAGGAUCAACCUUCUUUACUACUAAAAGAAGUUACAAAAAAAACUUAUUAUGAAAGAAAAAAGAGUUACAAAUUGAAACAGACUUUAAAGCACAAAAGUCGGAAAGAAACAAAAAUCUACUUAAAAAAAGCCCCUUUAAAAGUAGGAAGACCAAGAAAAAACCCUAAAGCUCUGGAUCAACCUCGUUCACUACAAAAAGUUACAGAAAAAACCCCUUUAAAAGUAGGAAGACCAAGAAAAAGCCCUGAAGCUCCGGAUCAACCUCGUUCUCUACAAAAAGUUACAGAAAAAACCCCUUUGAAAGUAGGAAGAACAAGAAAAAACCCUGAAGCUCUGGAUCAACCUCGUUCACUACAAAUAGUUAUAGAAAGAAUAUGUUUGAGUAGGGAAACACCAGAAAACGCUGAUGAAGUAUCCGUCCAAACUCCUUCACUGCCUGAAAAAACUACAGAAAAAUCCCCUUUGAAAGUAGGAAGACCAAGAAAAAACCCUGAAGCUCUGGAUCAACCUCCUUCACUACAAAUAGUUAUAGAAAAAAGUAUGAGAGUGUGUUUGAGUAGGGAAACACCAGGAAACGAUGAUGAAGUAUCCGUCCAAACUCCUUCACUACCUGAAGAAAUUACAGUAAAAUCCCCUUUAAAAGUAGGAAGACCAAAAAAAAACCCUGAAGCUCUGGAUCAACCUCCUUCACUACAAAAAGUUAUAGAAAAAACAUGCUUGGGCAAUGGAAGGUCAAUAAAAAAACCUGAAGUUUUGGAUAAAACUCCUUUCCUACAAGAUAUAACAGAAAAAAUUUGUCUGGAUAAUGAAACACCAGGAAACGAUGAUGAAGUAUCCGUCCAAACUCCUUCACUACUUGAAAAAAUUACUGGAAAAUCGUGUUUGGGCAGGGGAAAACCAAGAAAAAAUCCUGAAUUCUCGGACCAGACUCCUUUCCUGCAGCAUGUAACAGAAAAAAGUACUGAUGAAGAUGAAAUUUGCCUGAGAAGCUUUUCAUUACAUGCUAGUUUAGAAAAAAUGGUGCGAAACUCAGAAGGCAUUCUGCCCAUUUUUGUAUUGAAGCGUCUUUUACUGAUGGAUUUACGGAACAAGAAGGAUAUUAUUUCCUAUAUUUCUAAGUUUACCUUACAUUUUGAUCAAGUAUUUCACCAGUUUAAAAAAUUACAAAGCCAGAUUAUAGAAAGUGAUGAUUUUCAUCUUAGCAAGAAUGAUCAUUACCAAACUAAGCUUUUUUGUUUAAUGAAAACACUUUUACGAGAGAAAUCGAGACACCGAGCAUUCACUUUAAGCUGAGCCUGAUCCCCUCCUAAGCUUCUUCUCCUUUUUGUGUUAGAUGCCUUAUCUUAUGCGCUUAUUAAUUUGCAUAUUUCAAAUCAAAAAUUCAAUUUUUGGUUGUCCAUAAAAAUACAUUAUCAAAUUUUUUUUUUUCUUGGAUCUGAUUUUUUAGAGUUUUCUUCUCCUCUUGAACAAAUUCAAUUAUAGAUUGUAAAGCAUUACGUCAAUGUAUUCAUGUCUGAAAUUACUAUAUUUAUGUUUAAAACAUAUUGCAGAUACACUAUAUUGAAAUAUAUUACUGUAUAAAAUAUGUUACUGUUAUGUAGUGUAAUGUGACAUAUUUCUGUCUACUUUAAUUGAAGUGUAAUUAAUUAUCAACAGUUGUUAUUGUGCUCAGUGUAGUUGUUAUUUAAGUUGUGAUCUAGGUCAAAAGAUUAUUCUUGGGUGGCUAGUCUAUUUUGUUAUAUUGUUGUUAUCAGUAUUCUAUUUUACUUUAAGGCAAUUGCAGUUUUUGUUAUAAAAAAAAAUGUACUCACUAUGAAGCCUAGAUUUUUUUAUAAAAUCACAUUAUUUUUAAUUAGUUCCUUUAAACUAAGUGAACAAUUCUUUGAAAUUUAUUCAGAAAGAUGUGUGCUUUCAUAUUUCCAUGUAUUAGAGGUAAAAGACACAUUAAAAUUUUUUAUUAUUUUAGAAUCAA
Molecule: messenger RNA, 3603 nt
Organism: Parasteatoda tepidariorum (common house spider)
Lineage: Eukaryota; Metazoa; Arthropoda; Arachnida; Araneae; Theridiidae
Molecular function (GO): DNA binding
Source: RefSeq, a predicted model, not a curated record